Molecule: messenger RNA, 654 nt
Organism: Lingula anatina
Lineage: Eukaryota; Metazoa; Brachiopoda; Lingulata; Lingulida; Lingulidae
Product: fibrinogen alpha chain-like
Source: RefSeq, a predicted model, not a curated record
AUGGCUUACAUUAACGCAGUGACCCUGUCUAUGCAGCCCGUGGGGUUCCCAAGGGUAUUCAAAGCCAGAUGCCGCGGGAAGUGGUUGGUCAUUCAAAGCCGCAAGAUCGGAGAUCUCUUCUUCAACAGAACAUGGGCGGAGUAUACCAAAGGAUUCGGAAACCCAGUCCUCGGGGACUACUGGAUUGGAAAUGACAUCAUUUCUUACGUCACCAAUAGCGGAAACUACAGACUUAAGGUUGAACUGACAACUUGGGAUGGCACACAACAUGUGUUUAAGUACACUUCGUUUCGCGUCGGUUCCCCUUCGGAUGGAUAUCGUCUUUUCUUGCAAGAUUUUAAAGGGUUCUGGGGCGUAACUAACUUCACCUCAAACGACUCGAGUUGCCCAUCUGCAGACACGUGUUCCAGCGGGCAGACGUUCUCUACCUGCGACUAUGGCGGCGAGUCGCACUGCGCAUGCGCCAAUGGUGGAGGAUGGUGGUACGGCCCCAACUGCACGGAGCUGGGUCUGAACUCCUGGUAUCCGGGCACUGGGCACUGUGAUGUGAACUCAGGGCAGUAUGAGUGCUGUAUGAAGUACGCUGGGAUGGAAGGAGAGAACUGUGGACUUAAUUGUGUGUUAGAGAAAGUAGAGAUGAUGAUUGCUAAAUAA